Knipowitschia caucasica is the source of this 306-nucleotide messenger RNA. The record is from the annotation of a GenBank genome assembly. NCBI's taxonomy places the organism in Eukaryota, Metazoa, Chordata, Actinopteri, Gobiiformes, Gobiidae.
AUGAAAGCCACUGAUCUAGUGUAUACUAAAAAAUGCCUGGAGUCCACCCCCUCCUCCUCCUCCUCUUCCUCCUCUUCCUCCUCCUCUCGCUGCUUGUGCCCUGUUGUCCUUCACACAGUCACAGACCACUGUGAUCUCAAACCCAAAAGUGCCUCUGUGAGAGUUGUACCUCAGCCAGCCUGGGAAAAGUCAAACAUGUGUUCACCAGGAAAACAUUCAACUUUGAUUUACAGUGGGGGAAGUAUCGUAUCCUCUCUGACAGGAUCUCAGCUCCUGUGGACUCACCACCUGCAGGAGGAUCAGUGA